AUGUACACAAAAUUUACAUUUUUCCCCUCUCUUAGGACAAAGUUAAACUAUAACCCUCCGAAAGAUGAUGGAUCAACUUAUAAGAUUGAACUGGAAGGGAUAUCGGUAAUGGUUAUGAGAGAGAUCCUGGAUUACAUCUUCAGUGGGCAGAUCCGGCUCAACGAAGACACCAUCCAAGACGUUGUGCAGGCGGCCGACCUGCUGCUGCUGACGGACCUGAAGACCCUGUGCUGCGAGUUUCUGGAAGGCUGUAUCGCUGCUGAGAACUGCAUCGGGAUCCGGGACUUUGCCCUGCACUACUGCCUGCACCACGUCCACUACCUGGCCACCGAGUACCUGGAAACGCACUUCCGGGAUGUCAGCAGCACCGAAGAAUUCCUGGAACUGAGUCCUCAGAAGCUGAAAGAGGUGGUGUCCCUGGAGAAGUUAAACGUCGGCAACGAAAGAUAUGUGUUUGAAGCAGUAAUUCGUUGGAUAGCGCAUGACCCAGAACUCAGAAAGGUCCACAUGAGGGACGUCAUGUCCGCCCUCUGGGUCUCAGGGUUGGAUUCCAGUUACCUGCGGGAGCAGAUGCUGAACGAGCCCCUGGUGCGGGAGAUCGUCAAGGAGUGCAGCAACAUUCCUCUGAGCCAGCCGCAGCAGGGCGAGGCCAUGCUUGCCAACUUCAAGCCGCGGGGCUACUCUGAGUGCAUCGUGACCGUCGGUGGAGAAGAACGAGUGUCACGGAAGCCCACGGCCGCCAUGCGGUGCAUGUGCCCCCUCUAUGACCCCAACAGGCAGCUGUGGAUCGAGCUGGCGCCGCUCAGUAUGCCAAGAAUCAACCACGGCGUCCUCUCGGCAGAAGGAUUUCUGUUUGUGUUCGGCGGUCAAGAUGAGAACAAGCAGACGCUGAACUCGGGAGAAAAGUACGAUCCGGAUUUAAACACGUGGUCUGCGCUGCCACCCAUGAAUGAGGCCCGACAUAACUUUGGCAUCGUGGAGAUAGACGGGAUGCUGUACAUUCUGGGCGGUGAGGACGGCGAGAGGGAGCUCAUCUCCAUGGAGUGCUACGAUAUUUACUCGAAGACCUGGACCAAGCAACCUGAUCUGACCAUGGUUCGAAAGAUAGGCUGCUAUGCAGCUAUGAAAAAGAAAAUCUACGCCAUGGGUGGAGGCUCAUACGGAAAGCUGUUUGAGUCUGUGGAGUGCUAUGACCCAAGGACCCAGCAGUGGACGGCCAUCUGCCCACUGAAGGAGAGGAGGUUUGGAGCUGUCGCCUGCGGCGUGGCCAUGGAGCUCUACGUAUUUGGGGGUGUGCGAAGUCGUGAGGACAUCCAGGGGAGCGAGAUGGUGACCUGCAAGUCUGAGUUCUACCACGAUGAGUUUAAAAGGUGGAUCUAUCUGAACGACCAGAACUUGUGCAUCCCAGCCAGCUCCUCCUUCGUGUACGGGGCCGUGCCCAUCGGGGCCAGCAUCUACGUCAUUGGAGAUCUCGACACAGGCACCAAUUACGACUACGUGCGAGAGUUUAAGAGAAGCACGGGCACCUGGCACCACACGAAGCCGCUGCUGCCCUCCGACCUGCGCCGCACAGGCUGCGCAGCCCUCCGCAUCGCCAACUGCAAGCUUUUCCGCCUGCAGCUCCAGCAAGGCCUGUUCCGCAUCCGCGUGCCUUCACCCUGAGGGGAGAGCCUGGCCCACGGGCACCG
This is a messenger RNA of Echinops telfairi (small Madagascar hedgehog), 1688 nucleotides long. It is a transcript of the gene GAN, whose product is annotated as gigaxonin. The record is from RefSeq and is a predicted model, not a curated record. The transcript has 10 exons. Gene Ontology annotation, biological process: cytoskeleton organization. Gene Ontology annotation, molecular function: protein binding. NCBI's taxonomy places the organism in Eukaryota, Metazoa, Chordata, Mammalia, Afrosoricida, Tenrecidae. The coding region runs from base 1 to 1662 and encodes 553 amino acids.